This is a messenger RNA of Lineus longissimus, 8096 nucleotides long. RefSeq names its product E3 ubiquitin-protein ligase TRIP12-like. Lineage: Eukaryota; Metazoa; Nemertea; Pilidiophora; Heteronemertea; Lineidae. Gene Ontology annotation, cellular component: nuclear speck. Bases 139 to 6459 code for a protein of 2106 amino acids. Gene Ontology annotation, molecular function: zinc ion binding; ubiquitin protein ligase activity. Gene Ontology annotation, biological process: protein polyubiquitination; DNA damage response; proteasome-mediated ubiquitin-dependent protein catabolic process. The transcript is spliced from 32 exons. The record is from RefSeq and is a predicted model, not a curated record.
GGAUCAUCUGUGGUCAAUCGAGUUUUUCGCACAGUCGAUUUCCAAAGUAACCAAUAGUUUUCUGCAAAUUUCCUUCAUUUUGUACCCUCUAUAGCACCAAGCGGUAAUCUGGCAUGAGCCAGCUGAUGUAUAGCGCCUAUGGCCGACCAACCUAAGCACCAGAGUGGGGGGUCACUGAGGCGGUCUAAGCGUUAUUCUGGGGCGAAACCACAAGAGGAAACUUCUAAGCAGAGGUCAAACUCCAAGACCACGUCUGCAGGUCCAUCCUCUAAUUCGGGUCCUGAGGAGCUGCUUGCUGGGGGUGGAAAGGCCCAACGGAGAUCUGCUGGUGGAAGGUUUGAUCUUGAACCUGCUUCCAAAGAGAGGAAGGUCGAGAGUGGUCUGAAAGUGAACAACAUCGCGCACAAUAAGGUUAAAGUCAGUCGCAAGCGAAGUUCUAGUCGUGACGGUAGCAAAGAGCGUCAUCGAAGUCACAGCGGAGAAAAGCUCAAGAAGGAGAGGAGCAAAAGUCGUAGUUCUAGUCCGGUGAAGACUUUAGCUGAUCAUAAGGAGGAAGUCUUGGUGCCUUUGAGGCGCAGAACAAGAAGUAGCUCAGCUGCAUCGGCCGCAUCGAGCGCCAGCGUGUCAUCCUUGACAAAUCUGAGAAAUUCAACUUCUGUCGGAAACUUGGCAAACACAAUCCAGAAUUUGGCAAAGUCGGUUCAGAAUUUGACAAAUUCGCAACUCAGUUCGGACAAACAAAAGUGUGGUACUACUCCGAAGUUUUCUGAGGCUUCUUGGAGUACUUUGUUGUCAACGCGGACACUGAGGUCGGGUACGACUUAUUCAGGAGUUCCGAGUGAGGACUCAAAGUUGAGAAACAGUAGUCGCGGUCGUAAGCGAGGACGAAGCUGGACAAUUGAGCCAGUGGUGAAUCUUACUUUGAACGUCAAUAACAACAACAGUAGUAGUCCGACAGAUUCCAAAUCUGCCACCGGACAGGGCGGGAAAUCGCAAACGAGAAAGAGACAAAAAUCCGCCCCUCAAGCGUCGCAAUCGAAGUCAAGCUUGAGCGGAAAUAACAGAGAAACCGCAACAGCACAGCAACCUGAGCGGUUGGAUUUCAUUGUGCCAAAAAAGCGUGCGAGGACAGAAUUAUAUCAUAAGCCGGUAGAGCCAGCGCUACCGCAACCGGACGGAAAUAAGUUGAUCCCGCCAGGGUCGAGUCGUCGGAGGAAAGCCGCCACGAGUGACCCGCCCGAGCUUGAUAGCUUGCGGCGGAGCCAGAGGAACAAAACCACGGGAUCCUGCGCAAGUAGUCGACGACGUUCCUCAACUGUUUCUAGGCAGAACGCUCCAGGUCCACAGUUGAAUUCCGGACGGUCUGGAGGGACGUCGAAAACCACCAACACGAGCAUGUCGGGUCAAGAUGAUGGUGGUGCCGGGCGAGGCCAGAAUGAUGAGACGCCAGCGGCUUCUGGUUCGAGCGUGCAGGGUGCGUCUGCAAUGGCCACCUCCGAGGGUGAUGAGGGCGAGUCUGAUGUUGGAAGAUUACAAGCACUACUGGAAGCACGCGGCCUCCCCUCGCACCUCUUUGGGGCCUUGGGACCUCGGAUGCAUCAGCUCUUGCAUAGAUCCAUGAGCGGAGGUACAAUGAGUAAAGCGCAGCAGCUGCUGCAAGGACUCCAGGCGAGUGGUGAUGAGGGCUCACAGCUCACUGCGGUCAUUGAGAUGUGCCAGCUCCUUGUGAUGGGUAACGAAGACACCCUAGCCGGCUUCCCGGUCAAACAGGUCGUUCCCGCCCUCAUCACGUUGCUACAGAUGGAGCACAACUUUGACAUGAUGAACCAUGCCUGCAGGGCUCUGACCUAUAUGAUGGAGGCACUGCCGCGGUCUUCAGCUGUCGUGGUCGAUGCUGUGCCAGUAUUUCUUGAAAAACUGCAAGUUAUCCAGUGUAUGGAUGUGGCCGAGCAGGCAUUGACGGCCCUCGAAAUGCUCUCAAGACGUCACAGCAAGAACAUUCUACAAGCAGGAGGAAUAGCAGCCUGCCUCAUGUACCUCGACUUCUUCUCCAUCGCUGCCCAGCGCUGCGCCCUUGCAGUCUCGGCAAAUUGCUGCCAGAACAUGAACGCUGACGAAUUCCACUACGUGCGAGACUCGUUGCAGCUACUCAGUACGCGACUCACGCACCAGGAUAAGAAAUCGGUCGAGAGCACAAGUUUAUGUUUCACGCGUCUUGUUGAUAACUUUCAUACGGAUGAUCGAGUGUUGAAGGAGAUAGCUGCACAUGGAUUGUUGGCCAAUAUUCAACAGCUGUUGGUUGUGUCGCCCCCUGUGAUCAGCACCGGCACGUUUGUGAUGGUGAUCCGCAUGCUGGCUGUCAUGUGUGCCAGCUGUCCUGAUCUGGCUGUGGUACUGCUGAAGCAGAAUAUUGCUGAUACAUUGUGUUAUUUACUGGUCGGGCCGUCCGACCAGGCAAGUCAAACCGUGGAGCUUGUGUCAAGAAGUCCCCAGGAGCUCUAUGAAAUAGUGUCACUUAUAGGAGAAUUAAUGCCCAAACUGCCAGCAGACGGUCUGUUCUCGAUCGACACGGCCCUGAGGAAGGGCAACUCAUUAAAUACUGAUACUGUGAUCUGGCAAUGGAGAGAUGAUCGGGGGCUCUGGCAUCCGUACACGAUGAUCGAUAGUCGAAUCAUUGAGGCUGCCAACCAAUCUGGAGAAGACGAAGUCUGCCUGAGCACAAUGGGACGUACGUACACGAUCGACUUCAACUCUAUGCAACAAAUAAACGAGGACACGGGAAAGGCGAGGCCGGUUCAACGCAAACCGAAUCAAAACGCUCACAACACCUCGACAGCCACGUCGGCGCCAAGUUUAGUCCGAAGCGACUCCCGCGCCGACGUAUUAGCAGAGAAUCAAGACUUGGCGUCGUCGUUUAUAAAGACAUUGUUCGGGGUGCUUUACGAGGUAUACAGCUCAUCUGCGGGGCCAGCUGUACGUCAUAAAUGUCUGCAGGCAAUCCUGAGGACGAUUUACUACUCGUCGGCAGAUUUGUUGAAGGAUGUUCUCAAGAAUCAUGCAGUGUCUAGCCAUAUAGCUUCCAUGAUGGCCUCACAGGACCUGAAGGUAGUCGUUGGUGCCAUCCAAAUGGCCUUCAUACUCAUGGAGAAACUACCCGAAAUCUUCAGCGUGUAUUUCCGCCGAGAAGGCGUGAUGCAUCAGAUCCAACGCCUCUCCGACCCCGAGACGACGUUCAUCUCGCCAAAUAAAGACGUACAAAGCUCCUCGAGUAGUAAGGAGUCCCUGUCGUCUAAUAAUAGUAGUCCCGAGAAGAAGGAACCGAUGGAGCUGUCACCGCCUUCUAGUGCCUGUGCCCUGACUGUGCCUCAUGCGCUGGAGACGGACCGGGCUGGUAGCCCCGCUCAAAUGAGAUUAAGCGAUGUCCUGAAACGGAAGAAACCUCCAAAGCGAGGUUCAAGAAAAGGUGCUCGAGAGGAGAGUUUCCUGGACCUGCAACCUCCCAAAACUGGUGCUACCGGGGCAUGCACAGUCACAGGUGCCCGCGUCUCAAUGGCAAGUAAAGGCAAGGGCCCUGCCCGAGACGCGAAACAAGCUGGUGCUACUCCCAAGACGUCAUUCCUGGCAAGUCUGAACCCGUCAAGGUGGGGACGGCCUAGUCCUAGCAGCGUGACGGAGCGUAUUCAACUUCCCAAGUUCAGAAUGAUGGUUUUCCAGGAGCCAUUAAUCAACAAGACGCCAACGUCGACUAUUUCUGGUAACAAGGAAAAGAUCAAGGCUUGGAUCAAGGAAAAUGCGGUGAAAUUCUCUGAACAGUUCUUCAAUACAGAUAAUCACGGUGGUAGCCAUCCUGCUCUUAGUGUGUUGAACCGAUUAUGUGAGGCAACCGAAAAAUUAGCUAACGAGGACGACGAAGCUGGUGUUGAGCAUCUCCAGGAAAUUGCCGACAUCAUGUCAGACAGUGACGUGUCUCCGUUUGAAAUCAUUCACAGCGGCCUCGUGGGAAAACUCCUCAAGUAUUUGACGUCACAUUCUGACCUCAUCAUCCGCGAUGACCGCAUCCGACGCUUUUUACAUGUCUUCCUAAAUUGUCCAGCCCCUGAAGCGAACGUUUUGUACGAGAUGGAUAUGUCCACUGUGCCAUCUCUCCACCCCCUCACCACCAAACUCAUAGGAUGUUUACAUCAACUUGAACAGUUCCAAGUCAAAGUCCAUGACCUCCCUGGUGGAGGGGCCUCGUCAGGCCGCGGCUCUAAUGCUCUCAAGUUCUUCAACACACAUCAGCUGAAGUGUAAUCUCCAACGCCAUCCUGAAUGUUCGAAUCUGCGUCAGUGGCGCGGUGGCCCCGUGAAGAUCGACCCGCUGGCGUUGACGCAGGCUAUCGAACGAUACCUUGUCAUGCGGGGUUAUGGUAGGGUACGACCGGAUCUAGAUGAGGAUGGGAGCGACGACGAUAACUCAGAUGAUGACAUUGAUGAUACCAUGGCGGCUGUGUUCAUUUCCCAAGGUACAGCCCGUCACAAGCUCCAGUUCAUGAUCGGAGAUCAUAUCUUGCCGUACAAUAUGACAGUAUAUCAAGCCAUUAAACAGUAUAGUCCACUCUCCGAGGGCAGGGAUGGCAAUGAGACGGACACAGAUACAGAGAAUCCUUUAGGUCACGCCAGCAUUUGGGUACAGACGCACACGAUAUGGUACCGCCCAGCACCAGAAGAGGAAGAAUCUGCCUCCACCUCAUCGAGUCCCAAGAAGAAAACUUCAGGAAGAGCUGGGAAAGUUGCGGGGAAAGGAAAGUCUUGGACAGAAGGAUUAUGCCCGACUGUGAUGCCUGCCCUUGAACCUUUUCUGGUGUCUACACUGCCACCUACAGUCUCCGUACAAGACUCCUCUGUGGAUGUAUUAGCUCUGCUACGAGUCCUUAAUGCCAUAAACAGAUACUGGGAUACGAUUGUAGAGACCUCCACCCACCACCCAGUGAUAUCUAGUACAGAAUUCAUCAGUAGUAAACUUACAGCAAAGGCCAACAGGCAGCUGCAGGACCCGCUCGUGAUAAUGACCGGUAACUUGCCCGGGUGGCUCUCAGAAAUUGCCUCAGCAUGCCCGUUCUUGUUCCCCUGUGACACACGGCAGAUGCUCUUCUACGCCACGUGCUUCGAUCGUGAUAGAGCCAUGCAAAGAUUACAAGAUGCCAGCGGUCAGGACGCUACAACAGUCGACUCGAAUGAACGUGUUACACCUCGGCUCGAUAGGAGAAAGAGAGUGGUAUCCAGAGUAGAUUUGCUAAAACAAGCUGAGAAAGUAAUGGAGGACUUGGGAAACUCACGAGCAUUACUCGAAAUACAGUAUGAAAAUGAGGUCGGCACUGGACUUGGCCCAACUCUCGAAUUCUACGCCCUUGUGUCACGAGAAUUACAACGAUCUGACUUGGACAUCUGGCGUGGGCAGGCGAUCAAGUUCCCCGACGCCCACGGCCCAGAGGAGGAUGUCCUCUACAUGCAUUCCUCAUCCGGACUCUUCCCCGCUCCCCUGCCCAGGAAUGCUAAAGCAGCCUUGGUCACAAAAGUGAAGAAUAAGUUUAAAUUCCUUGGCAAGUUUAUGGCGAAGGCGCUGAUGGAUUCAAGAAUGGUCGAUAUUCCCCUUAGUUUAGUAUUUAUGAAAUGGGUGCUCGGACAGGAGAACUCUUUGAACGCUAGCCAUUUAGAAUACGUUGACGCGGAUCUCUCACGGUCUUAUAGACAGCUGGAAGAUGUGGUCAGGAAAAAGAAGCGGAUAUUGGCCGAUAAAUCUCAUACACCUGAAAGCCGUCAACUGGCCCUGGACAACCUGACUAUGGACGGCUGUUCGAUUGAAGAUCUGGAGUUGGACUUUGUUCUCCCUGGCUACCCCAAUAUUGAGCUGAAGAAGGGAGGCAAAGAUAUGCCUGUGAUGUUAGACAAUCUAGAGGAAUACCUCAAGCUUGUUGCUCAUUGGAGCCUGGUAGAGGGGGUGUGUCGGCAAUUUGAAGCGUUUUUGGAAGGAUUCGAAUCUGUGUUCCCGGUAUCUCAUCUUCAAUGCUUUUAUCCGGAGGAGCUUGAGAACCUAUUCUGCGGCAGCAACAGCGACGCCUGGGAGAUCAAAUUGCUAAUGGAAUGCUGCCGUCCUGAUCAUGGUUACAACCACGACAGUCGUGCCAUCAAAUAUCUGUUUGAGAUUCUGAGUUCAUUCAACGCGGAGGAGCAGCGAGAAUUCUUACAAUUCGUCACGGGAUCGCCGCGAUUACCUGUGGGCGGAUUCAAAAGUCUUUCGCCGCCAUUGACUAUUGUGCGCAAGACACUCGAAGGGACUGAAAAUCCCGAUGAAUUCUUGCCAUCGGUUAUGACAUGUGUGAAUUAUCUCAAGCUGCCGGACUACAGCACAAUCGAUGUGAUGCGGAAAAAACUGAAACUUGCGGCGAAGGAAGGACAGUUAUCUUUCCAUCUGUCCUAGGACUUGGCUUUCACUUUGGACAUCUGUACCUCUAUCACAAUUAAGCCAUAGAUACCUGUGACUGUUCUCAAAUUUUCUGACUACUCAAUGAUGCACAAAAAUCUUCAAACUAAAACCGUCACCAGGACAUGCAUCCAUAAUCGAAUUUUCUGACUGUUGCUGUUGGUGUGUUGCACAAAAGUCUUGGAACUGUAAGCGACAACAGGAUGUGUGUCUGUUCUCAAAUUUUCUGACUGUUCUGAAUGGGUGUGAUGCACAUAUCGUUGGAACUUGAAAGAACGAGCUAGAUAAACUUUUCCUGGACUAAAUGCUACUGAUGCUGAUACUGAUAUUUUGCUGAGGUAUCGCAGCGAAAACUUUUGUUGCUGUCAAUGCAUAUGAUAAUACUGUGGCCGCUCGGUUAAGCGGUCUUCUAGUCUAAUACCUAUUUAUAAUAUCGCCAACCCAUAGUUCCCUUGCUGGCACGGGAUUGGGCACAUAAGUUGAGUAGGUAUGGCCAAAGAUAAAAGACCUGGAUUGGCAGGCGGCCUUACGAAAUUUACACCCGGCAGUUCAUGUCUUCUAUCUUUGACCAAUGCCUACUCAAAUUAUCUGCCCAAUCCCGUGCCAGCAAGGGAACUAUGGGUUGGCAAUAUUAUAAAUAGGUAUUAUAGACGAGAAGGCCGCUUAAUUGAGCGGCCACAGUAUAUGAGAUGUUGGUAAAAAUCCAGCACUAGUGUCAGACAGUGUGUUCCAUUUUCUACCCCUUCUUGGUCAUGCAAGGAUCGCUGAUGGUCAUCAUUGGCCAAUCUUGUGAUUUCAUUGCAUUUCCCUCAAACUACAGGUUAGGUGGUCUGCAUUAUUUCUGUCAAGUACAGCUUGAAAAGCCAGGUUUGAUCAACAGAAAAUGAUGUAGGCCAGUGGUCCUGCGAUUUGGUUGAAAAUGAAAUGAACCAUCUGCCCUUGGGCAUUGUUGCCUGGUUGCUCAUCUUAGAAGCUCUGUAUGUGAAAAAAAAUCGAAGUGAAAAUUGACAAUUGGUGAAAAGUGAAGACACAAAAUUCCAGUUCAUCAAUUGAAAAUUUCCGUCUGGUUAUUUUUUCUCGCAUAUAAUAUCCGAAUUCAGAGUUUACCUGCUGGUAAAAUUGUUCAUGAGUGAAUCAAGUCACCUGGUGUGAGGGGGAUUUUGAUGGCAAUAAAAGUCUGAUGAGAUUGAAACUGAUUUCUUGCAGACGUCACUUGAGGUAGUUGUUUGAUCUUUCAACACAGUCGCAAGCCUGCCCACACCUGGCGAAUCAAUUCUGUGGCUGGCUGCAAGUGUAACAUGCAAUUUUGCGCAGGUUUGAUUUUGAAUUUUGCGGAAAAAAAAUUGAGAGAAAAAAGGAAAUUUCACUGUUUUUGUUUCUGCAGAUAAAAGAACUUUCUUUGGUUUUCCAAUAAAAAGAUAUUUCUUGCAAAUCUAGGUUAUUCGCGAAAUAUGUGAAAAUAGAUUGCCUGCAAAAAGUGUAAGGUUCACAUAUGGUGACGUGUAUGAUUGAAAUUGGAAAGGAAUUACGGAUAUCAACAUUAAAAUCUCAAUCGAGAUGUAAUUUAUUUUGUAAAAAGGAUGAAAAUGUAUGUUUCUGCAUUUGAGAAGAAAUAUUCUCUUGUCCUGCUUUGA